Heteronotia binoei (common prickly gecko) is the source of this 901-nucleotide messenger RNA. RefSeq names its product transmembrane protein 52B (gene TMEM52B). The record is from RefSeq and is a predicted model, not a curated record. The transcript has 6 exons. Lineage: Eukaryota; Metazoa; Chordata; Lepidosauria; Squamata; Gekkonidae. Bases 171 to 704 code for a protein of 177 amino acids.
GGGUCACUUUUCAGCCCACUGCCUCUCUGAGGCAAGUGGGCAGGCACUGAAAAGGAGUGUGUGCAUGGUUUUGUGGGUCUUCAUGAAAGAGCCCAAGGGCUGCACGAAACCAACAUGAGUUAGGAAGUAGGACGAAACCUUGCACAACAGAAGAAGCAAAGCAUUUACUCAUGGGGAAGAGUAGCCACGUCGUGAUCAUCUCGGCUUUGGCAAGUCUAUCGCAGGUUCCUCUGGUAGAACUUCAGGGAAGCUGCACAAAUGCUGGCCACUGCCCAGAUGCAAACUUGAUCCACAUUUGGUACAUUUGGCUUGCGGUGGCCAUCGGUGGGCUGCUCCUUCUCUGUGGCCUGGUCUCCAUCUGCGUGAAGUGCUGUUGCCUCAACUGCCAACCAGCUGGGGAUGACAACAGAACCCGCCCGUACGAGGUGACGGUCAUCGCAUUUGAUCAGGACAGCAGCACUCUUCAAAGCACCAUCACCUCCCUGCAUUCAGUGUUUGGGCCGGCAGCUCGAAGGAUACUCGCUGUGGCUCAUUCCCACGGUGCUGGGCCAGGGGCUCAUCCCUCUGCCGGCGGUGAGACACCCCCCAUUUACGAGGAGGCCCUCCGCAUGAGCAGAUUCACUGUGGCCAGAAUGCCGGAUGUGGAGCUGGUGCCAGAGGAGCAGAAGCCUGAGACCAAAGCCCCGGAAGCAGAUCUCCCCUGAGACCGGCCAGGUUCCCGAGACAGGCUCCAUCAAGGACUGCGGCUUCCAUACCCUGGUGGAGAGUUUGAAAUCUCUUCCUGGCUGGUGCAACUCCAGUCGAGGUGUUCUCUUUUUAAUUUAGUAGACAGAAAGAAGAUCUCUCUGUGUUCUCUAACGCAACAAUUUGCGGUAUGCAAGCAAUGAAAUAAUAUUACAGA